Messenger RNA from Closterium sp. Naga37s-1, 975 nucleotides. The record is from the annotation of a GenBank genome assembly. Lineage: Eukaryota; Viridiplantae; Streptophyta; Zygnematophyceae; Desmidiales; Closteriaceae.
AUGGCAGCAGCGAGUCCCGCAGAGUGGUACAACUCCCUCCCGCCAGUCAGCAAGGCAUGGGGAACGGCGCUAUUCGCCACCGCAUGCGCCAUGCAGCUCAAAGUGCUGCCAGUGCAGCUCAUCUUCCUCGACUACGCCUCCAUAUUCCAGAAAUUCCAGAUAUGGCGUCUCGUUACAAACAUCUUCUUUGCAGGAGGAUUCAGCAUGAGAUUCGCCUUCACUCUCCUUAUGAUAGCCCGCUACUGUGUACAGAUGGAGACAUCAGCUUUCGCCGGAAGAACAGCGGACUUUCUCUACAUGCUCAUGAUCAACACGCUCAGCCUGCUGCUCAUCGCCCUCCUCAUCCCCUUUAAGAUCUUCUUCCUUAGUGAGCCGCUGCUGCUCUCGGUCAUCUACCUGUGGAGCCGGGAGAAUCCCAACGGCGUCGUCAACUUCAUGGGUCUUCUAUCCAUGCCCGCGUUCUACCUGCCAUGGGCAUACCUCUUCAUGGAUCUGCUCUUUGGAAUGAGCGUGGUUGACUCGCUAGCCGGCAUAGUGGCGGGUCACAUCUACUACUUCCUCACGGCCGUGUAUCCGCGCACAGGGGGGGCUCAGCUCAUCCGCACGCCACUCUGGGUCCGCCCGCUUGUAGCGCAGUGGCCGGCUGUAGCACAUGAUGCAACCCCAGCUGGCAUAGUUGCUCGUGUGUGCAACAACACUUUCCACUCACCCCUUUCCUCCCCACCCUCUACACACCCAUCCCCUUCAUCCCCUCCAUCCUCCAGCCAUCGGCUUGUAGCACAGUGGGCGGCUGUAGCACCCAACAUGGUGCAGCCCCAGGCACCCCCGCGGCCCACUCCGGCCCGCGGCCCUGUAGCAGGGGGAGGAGGAGGAGCGGCAGGAGGGGCUGCUGGAGGAGUAGCUGCGGCAGGGGUGGGUGGUGGCUCUGGUGGUGCUGUGUUCAGGGGGCGAGCGUACCGGUUGGAUCGGGAUUAG